GCUGAUGAUGAUCGCUGAGUGGUGCGUUCAUUCGGAAGCGCGCAGUGUUGUGUGGUGUGAACGGAGCGUGUGGAAUGCAUUGAGCUCUCCUCAGCGCGCUCAGACACUCGUGCGCUUUAAAGCUUUGGCCACGCCGCCUGUCCAAGUAGGGGAUUCGAAACGUCUGGCCACGCCAUCUCAUUGAUUCUUAUUUUGGUCCAGUACAUCAACUAGCUCCCAGAAGCCUCCGCGAAUCAGCCGCAGGUUAUCCGGUUAUCAGGUUAUGUUUGAAUGAGCGCGCGCUAGACGGAGCUGCGCGCGGACACGGACGUCGCUCUCAGUUCAGUUCAGCACGGGACGCGUCGCAAUAACAGUUUCAAUCCUUCUUAAUCAUUCUGCUCCUGUCUGUGCAUGGUGAUUAUUUACAUAGUAGCCGAUUGCACGGUGAAAGAGAGUUAUGAAGGCUUCAGAAGCCACAAAUCAGCUCAGGUGCGCUGCGAAAAUGGAGAGCGACUCGGGCUUCAGCGGGAAGCGACAUUACCUCCGAGCCAUCACCGGUGCGAUCCCGUUUGUUUUCUCCGUCGCUUCUGUCGCCUUUUGCAUCCUCCUGGGGAUUCAAACCAGUGACAUAAAGAACAGAAUGCUAGAUUUCGAAAGCAGCAACGGGGAGCGCCUUUUACAUCCGUUUGCUGAGGUUUCCAUAGACGAGUUUAACUCAAUGGUGGAGGAGAGAGUGGACGAGGUCCUGUCACAGCGCUCCUAUGAACACUUUGCACGCAUAAGGACUGCACGUCAAGUCUCACCUGAAUGCAACUGCCCACCAGGCCCACCGGGAAAGCGAGGAAGAAGAGGACACAACGGAGAACCUGGACCCCCUGGUCCACCAGGUCCAAAAGGUGAGAAGGGAGAUCAAGGAGACCAGGGACCGCGGAUGGUCUUCCCUAAGAUCAAUCAUGGCUUUCUUUCUGCUGAUCAGCAGCUCAUUAAGCGUCGGCUCAUUAAGGGUGAUCAAGGUCAAGCAGGCCCUCCAGGACCUCCUGGACCUCCAGGUCCUCCUGGCCCCAGGGGACCCCCAGGAGACACAGGGAAGGAUGGUCCCAGGGGAGCUCCAGGGCUACAAGGAGACCCAGGAACCCCAGGAGAGCUCGGCCCCAUGGGACCUGAGGGCCCUCCAGGACUCAAGGGAUCCACUGGGUCACCUGGCAUUCCAGGUAUUGAUGGAUUGAAGGGUGACAGAGGAGAGCAAGGUGAAAAGGGUGAUAUGGGAGAAGAGGGGCCAAAAGGCAAUGUUGGUGAGAAGGGUGAUGCGGGUUCUUCUGCUGCUGGCAUUAAGGGUGAACCAGGUGAACCAGGACGAAGUGGGCAAAAGGGAGAACCAGGACUUCCAGGGCUGCCUGGACUUCCCGGAAUAAAGGGUGAACCUGGCUUUCUCGGCCCACAGGGUGAGCCAGGGCUGCCAGGACUACCUGGAACAAAGGGAGAACGAGGAGAGCCAGGACCGCCAGGAAAGGGUGAACGUGGGGAGACAGGCCCAGUUGGACCAAAGGGAGCAGAAGGGGAGCCAGGAACACCGGGACUCAAAGGAUCCAAGGGGGAAACUGGAGAUAAAGGAGAUGUUGGACUUACAGGACCCACAGGUCCAGCUGGAGAGAAAGGUGACCAGGGCACAACUGAAAUAAUUGACUACAAUGGAAACAUCCAAGAAGCGCUUCAGAAGAUAACCACUAUUACAGUGACGGGUCCCCCUGGGCCUCCUGGACCAAUUGGACCACAGGGCAUUAAGGGUGAUCAAGGUCCUCCAGGUCUUCCAGGUCUUGAUGGCGAGAGGGGUCACAAGGGUUCAAAAGGAGACAUGGGAAUGCCAGGAAUGUCUGGCGAUAAGGGAUCUGUAGGAUUGCCUGGGCUACCAGGUUUCAAUGGUCAGAAAGGUGAAAAAGGUGAUAAUGGCAUGCCUGGACCUCAAGGACCAUCUAUUAUUGGCCCUCCUGGGGCACUUGGUCCACAUGGUCCUCCUGGUCCAAUGGGCCCACAUGGAUUCCCUGGACAAAAGGGAGAAGCAGGUUUGCCUGGUUUGAAGGGAGCACGUGGGGAGCCCGGGUAUAAGGGUGACCGUGGACCCCUGGGCCUCCCUGGUACAGAUGGCCCAACUGGUGCUUCUGGUCCUGCUGGUCCUAAAGGAGAUAGAGGUGAGAAAGGUGUUACAGGUGAACCUGGACCGAGAGGACCAUAUGGAUUACCUGGUGCUGCUGGGACACCUGGCUUGGAUGGGUUACCAGGCUUAAGGGGAGAGAAGGGCGACGUGGGGGAAAGAGGAGAAAAGGGUUUCCGGGGCUUUAAGGGUGAAAAGGGUGAACCAGGCCAGCCUGGUCUGGAUGGGCUGGAUGCCCCGUGCCAAUUGGGGCCAGAUGGAUUACCAAUGCCUGGUUGUUGGCAAAAGUGAACAGUCUAACUCAAACCGCAUGGAAUUUGUAAAUAAUUGCUUCAUUAUUGUAUUUAUAGUUUGUAUUUUUAAUUGUGAAGAAGAAUAUAAAUGGAUCUUAAUAUAAAUAUGUGUGUACAC
This is a messenger RNA of Ictalurus furcatus (blue catfish), 2539 nucleotides long. RefSeq names its product collagen alpha-1(XXV) chain. Lineage: Eukaryota; Metazoa; Chordata; Actinopteri; Siluriformes; Ictaluridae. The transcript is spliced from 36 exons. The coding region runs from base 437 to 2419 and encodes 660 amino acids. The record is from RefSeq and is a predicted model, not a curated record.